Molecule: messenger RNA, 2143 nt
Organism: Medicago truncatula (barrel medic)
Lineage: Eukaryota; Viridiplantae; Streptophyta; Magnoliopsida; Fabales; Fabaceae
Product: DELLA protein RGA
Exons: 1
Coding region: 382-1887 (501 amino acids)
Source: RefSeq, a predicted model, not a curated record
AGCAUCUAAAUUAUCAAAAGCCAACUUUGGUACCUAAGGCUACUAAAAAUUGAAGGCACACUAGCGUGACAUUAGGGUACCUUUUAAAAAAAGUUGAAAUUAUAUAAGUAGUUGUAUCAAUCAAAUAUGAUGUGCUAGCACUGCAGAUAGCUACUCAACACAAAUUAGUAACCCAUCGUGCUCAUGCAUUUUACAACUUAGCUUCUCUCUUAGUUUUCUCACACAUCACUUUCUUUAUUUCUUUCUCCUCUUUUUUCACUCUCUCCUAGCUUAAACUCAAUUAUAAACACACACACUUCUUUAGAUGCUAUCAUACUUCAACUUUGCUUCCACAGACUAACGCUUAUAAGUUCAAAAACUGUGUUUUAAGUUUUGAAUUCUAUGGAAAUAGUUUCAGAUUCUUCUUCUCCAUCAAAGACAAAAGACAUCGAUGGCCUCCUCGCCAAUGUCGGCUACAAAGUCCGAUCAUCUGAGCUACAUCAAGUAGCUCAGAAUCUCGAACGAUUAGAAAGUGCGAUCGUGAACUCAUCCAGCGACAUUUCUCAAUUCGCUUCGGAUACGGUCCACUAUGAUCCCUCCGACAUUGGCAAUUGGGUGGACAAUCUCCUCUCCGAAUUUGACCACACGGCCUCUUUACCCUACGAUUUCUCUCAACUUCCAGAUCUCUCAGCACCGCCGCCACAACACCACCACCACCAAUCUUCUUCGACAGUUAAUAAUGUCGAAGAAGAUUCUGCAAUAAAACUUGUCCACAUGCUGAUGACCUGUGCAGAUUCCGUGCAACGUGGUAAUCUUUCAUUGGCUGGCUCGCUAAUCGAAGGCAUGCAAGGGUUGUUGGCAAACAUGAACACAAACUCCGGCAUCGGAAAAGUCGCCGGAUACUUCAUCGACGCUUUGAACCGUCGCAUCUUCGGUCAAAACAAUGUUAGCCACCAAGUUUCUCUUUACGAGAACGAUGUUCUUUACCAUCACUACUACGAAGCUUGUCCAUACCUCAAAUUCGCACAUUUCACCGCAAAUCAAGCUAUACUCGAAGCUUUCAACGGCCACGAUUGUGUCCACGUCAUUGAUUUCAACCUCAUGCAUGGUCUUCAAUGGCCAGCGUUAAUUCAAGCUCUUGCUCUUCGUCCUGGCGGACCUCCGUUUCUCCGGCUUACCGGCAUUGGUCCGCCGUCGCCGGAUGACCGUGACAACCUCCGUGAAAUCGGCCUCCGUCUCGCUGAACUUGCACGCUCCGUUAACGUUAGAUUCGCCUUUCGCGGCGUUGCUGCGUGGCGGCUUGAAGAUGUGAAGCCAUGGAUGCUUCAGGUGAGUUCUAAAGAAGCUGUGGCGGUUAAUUCUAUUUUUCAGCUUCAUCGUCUUCUCGGAUCUGAAUCCGACUCGAAUUAUCAUUCGGGUAUUGAAAUGGUUUUGGGUUGGAUCCGGAGUUUGAAUCCGAAAAUCGUUACAGUUGUUGAACAAGAAGCGAACCAUAACGAGAACGGGUUUAUGGAACGGUUCACGGAGGCAUUGCAUUAUUACUCGACCGUUUUUGACUCGCUUGAAGCGUGUCCGGUUGAACCAGAUAAAGCUAUGGCCGAGAUGUAUUUACAAAGAGAGAUAUGCAACGUGGUGUGCUGCGAAGGACCUGCUCGAGUUGAGAGACAUGAACCGUUGGUUAAGUGGAAGGAGCGGCUUGGUAAAGCCGGGUUCAGACCGUUGCAUUUGGGUUCGAAUGCUUUUAAGCAAGCGAGUAUGUUGUUGACUCUGUUUUCAGCGGAGGGUUAUUGCGUGGAAGAGAAUCAAGGUAGCUUGACUUUGGGUUGGCAUAGCCGGCCUUUGAUUGCGGCUUCGGCUUGGCAAGCUGUGCCUUUGUUAGAUGCUGAAACACUGCGUUUUGAUUGUUGAAGAAUGGAGAACUUGGUUAACUAGCAAAUAUGAACAAAACAAGCAUUGUAGCUCACUUAGCAUACUGUAUAUUUCUCCUUCUUUUAGUAGUAUUUUUGUACCCUUAAUCAUUUUGCGUGCUCAAUAUCUCUGACUUGUUCUUCUUAUUAUGUAGCCAUAGAUAGAUUUUUGAGGGGUUUGCUUGUCACAAAUUGCUAAUUUUCUCAUAUUUGUAAUAUGCCAUGGUUCUAAAUUGAGGUGGAGGAUAAAUAAUUCA